Messenger RNA from Helianthus annuus (common sunflower), 1357 nucleotides. RefSeq lists its product as uncharacterized. The transcript has 5 exons. The coding region runs from base 230 to 1183 and encodes 317 amino acids. The record is from RefSeq and is a predicted model, not a curated record. NCBI's taxonomy places the organism in Eukaryota, Viridiplantae, Streptophyta, Magnoliopsida, Asterales, Asteraceae.
CACUCUAUCCCCUGUUUUUUUCUAUGUUUCAUCACAUUGCUCCUUUUUUAACCUCUUUUUUUAAUCUAUCCGAGAUUAGAUUCCUUAGUUUAGCUCAAAGUUGACCUGAAUUCAGUGAUAAUUAUAGACAUUCGAUCAUACUAGAAUCAUUGUUUUAGUGUUUGACCACUUGUAAAUAAGAUAUAUAAUCUGGUGUGCUAAUAGAAUUACAAGAGAUCCUGUUCUCAAGAUGUCAGCAUAUGGCCAUCAGAUGGAGCAGGAGUAUUCAGCACGCGGUCUCUCAAGCGAAGACGGAUCUGAUAUGGGAAGUCAGUUUAGAAUGGAAUCCGUGAUCUAUAUGUCAUCAUUUGCCGCAACUGUGUUCGUUGGCGCACUCGUGAUAGUCGGAGUAUUGUUGAUGACUUUGCUUACUGCAUUGACUGUAAUGUUACAGUCAUGUCAAAGUAGGGAAGCUGGAGUUGUUGAAGCCAUCAAAUCCGAUCAUCAUCAUCAUCGUCAUGAUUAUAAUCAUAAUCAUAAUGAUCAUCAUGAUUAUUGCAAAAUGGCUGCUUUAAACGCGGAGAUUAAUAACUUUGAAGCGCAUUAUUCUUUGCCUGAAUUUUGCAAGGAUGUUGCGGUUAAGUACAUAAACGAAGGUCGUUACAUGAGAGAAUUGAACAGCUCAGUGUCAUUAGUUGAGAAGUAUUUCAAUGGGAUUACACCAAAUGAUGACGGUCAUGAUGCGGUGUUAAUGGAUGUAGACGACUUCCUUCCUGCCAACUAUUUCGGUUCCAACCCGUUGUUGUAUGGAUACAAUCGAUACGGUUAUGAUGAUUGUGUUAGAGAGGCAAAACAUAUGAAGCAUGUUUUCUUGGUUGAUUUGUACAUAAAACUUGAAUCUAGUGGAUGGCCAUUGAUUUUGUUAUCAAGGAAGCCUGAGAAGCGACGGGACGCCACCAUUGAGGACCUUAAGUCAGCUGGAUGUGUCGGUUGGUCAAAGUUGAUCAUGAGAUCAAACGACGAGAUGAAAAUGGACACCCGUGAUUACUUUGAGAAACAAAAAACAGCCAUUCAAUCGGAGGGUUACCACAUUCGGGCUGUGAUUAGCAGCCAUAUGGAUAUGUUAGUAGGUUCAUUUAUCAAAACAGAAAACUUCAAGCUUCCGAACCCCCUUCCCGUUCCUCCAACUCAGAGCAUUGUAUAAGUUUCUAUAUCAUUUUGUAUAUAGGUUUCUUGUGGGUAUAUUUUUUGGGUACAAGAUGGGAAUCAUGAAGAGAUUAUUAUUUUUGUAUCAGUCAAACAAAAUGAAAACCACAGGUAUUAAUAUUUUGUAUAUUGGUUUGAUUUAAGAAAAGGAAUGUUUUGAGUUAGAGGUGAA